AAACUAAAUCUAAUUUAUGUUUGAAAAAAGCUAAAUAAAAUAAAAGUUUACAACGCAAUUUUGUGUGUACUCAGGCGAUAUUGAGAAUUAUUUUUUUUUUGUUUCCAAAAAAGAAGAAAAAUUCUUCCAUUCUACUGACCGCCUGUCUUUUUUUUUUUUUGGGAAAUUAUAUCAAAAAAGAGUGUCUCUCAGAGAUUAUUUGAAAAUAAUUAAAAAUAAACUAUAAAAUUAUGCUUUUUUGAAAUACUACAAAAUUAAUAGAAAAAAAGCAAAAAGAAAAAAAUAAUAAAAGUGAGCGUGACGCAGAUUUUAAAAAUAGCGCAAAACAAAUCCGAAAUUUAUUUUAUUUUUUUUUUUUGUUGUUUCGCGUUGCUUUUUUGAUUAUAAACUUGCCGAGGUUAACAGAGCUCAGAGAAGCUAAGAGAAUUAAAAUUGUGAACAAAAACAAAAAAAAAAGACAAAAAUAUUAAAUAAAUUAAGAAGACUUUUUGCCUGUCGCUAGAUUUGCUUUAUUUUUGCGUUGCCGCCGCCUUUGCUUUUUUGUUAAAUUGUGAACCAUCCUACUUUACUUGGAAGUUCACAGCAGCAGCGUCGUCGUCAUUUUCUCUGUGUUUUAUUUUUGUUUUUAUUUAUUUAUUGGCGUUUAGAUGUGUGCUAGUUAAACGUGAAAUAAACAGAAAACAAUUUUUAAAAGAAUUUAAGAACUCUCAAGGUGGCUUGUACGCAUUCAUAUAAACAACUCAAACUCAAAUAAAACUGGAAACGAGUCGAGUCGUCGUCGUCACUGGUAAAUAGGAAUUCCUUUGCCGCAUUGUUGCUGCCGUUCUUAUUGCUUUUAAGGUCGAAUGUUGUGGUAGGGUUGCCAUAGUCAUUUGACAACAUAAAGCUAACUAAAACAGAAACACUUUCUAACAAAUGCGAUUUUAUCCUGGACUAUUUGACACAAUUAAAUAUAUUUACUAUAAUUUGACACGAUGAGUAAUAAAAUGGAAGAUCUAGAAAAACUGACCGACAGUGAAUUGCGUCAUCGUCUCUUACAAUAUGGCUUCCCCAAUAUGCCUGUCACCGAAACAACCAGAAAAAUCCUCAUCAAAAAGCUUCGCAAUCAUUUGACCAAUGAGAAGGCAAAAUUAAAACGUCAAACCAACUAUGUAACUCGUUAUUCAUCCGACGAAGAAUCCGAUCAAACUCCAAUAUCACCAUCAACCAUUCGAGGACGUUCAUCAGUAAUGUCAAAUUUCCGAACAUCAUCAUCAUCACUCAACAAAACGACACCCAAUAAAAUGCCACCUCCAUCAUCACCUAUUGUCCUUACAAGACGUUCUGCUGCAGCGGCAGCUAAUCUAACAUCACCACCAGCACCUUACAACAAAACAACAACCAGCAGCUACUCAAGUCCCAGUAGCCGCUAUAGUUCGUCGCCAAAGCAAAAGACCUCUCCAAAAAUCUAUGUCCCGCCACCAAUUCUAGCAUCAGAAAGUGAAGAGGACUCUGAUUAUUUGGCUUACACCCCAAAGCAGUACAAUAAUACACCACCACCUGCAAGCACAUGGGCCUACACAAGUCCCUAUGUGGCGACAACCCCAAAUAACCUCACUCUCGACAGAAGUCUCAACUGUUCAUGGAAUACUUCGUCAAUGUAUCAAAAUAAUUCACCAAUUUCUCAUGUUUCGCCACCAUCAAACAACAGUUGUAAUGGUCAGGGAUCUAAUAACGACCUCGGUGGCUAUGGUGGAGACUUCACUAAACGAUUGCUAAAACUCCGUGGCGAAACUAUCAGAGAUAGCAUCCUUCAAAAACGCACCAGCACCGGCAUUGCCAAACAACCUCUUCGCCAGAUUCACACAACUCCAUCAGUUGAUCCAUCGGACAUUGUCUAUCAUCAACCCGAACGAUCGGACAACAACAUAUCACCCAGUACCGCAUUUGCGCAAUUGGUUGCGCGUCUCGAUGAACAAUACGGUUUCAAACAGACUUUCAUUCCAUGCGCUCUUGUUAGUAUCCUCCUUUUGUUUUUCUUCUUUGUCGCCUUUUUCUACAUGACCAUAAGUCCGGACUUGAUUAGCACCAUCAACGAAAAGAAUACCGAAUUUACUAUCUGUAAUCCGCACCAUGCUGAUUCAGCCAUAGCAACCGCAGGAUAUUCAUGUGUUGAACAAGAUCAACUUCCAUCGGCGGUUCUUAUGUUGAAACAUUUAAUGCCUGAACUCCAGAAACGGGCUGAAGUGCAUUUUUGUAAAGAUGUCAACCAAGAUCCAACUAUUAAUGCCAGAGAGUUUGUUAAGCAUUUACAUAAAAUGGGAUUGACUACAGAUGUUCGAAAGACUUUAAAGGAUCUUCAUAAUGCCGAGUAUCUGAUCGAGAAGAAUCCCCAAUGGAAGAUUAGACAUGUUUCACCGAUUUCCAAGGAAAUUAUGGCUUUCCAUGAGGUCGUCAAACUACGACCAACUCAAGGCAAUGCAUUUGCACUUGAAAAUCCUCGUCUCCCAAUUACCUGCACCAUUUCCAACAAGAUUCAGCAGUUCUUCGUGGUCAUAGGAUCAGCCACUCUACUUGCCGUUGCAGUUCUUGCAAUUCACAUUGGCUACCGGUUUAUUCAGAGCCGCCGCAAGACGCGAGCCGAUGCUGUUGAAUAUUACACAAAUGAAAUUAUCGCUGAGCUCAUGAGGAAGGCCAUCAGCCCAGACUCAACUCAACCCGAUGUGGUGGUGAAUCAUUUGCGUGACAAAUUGAUUCCAUUGCACAAACGCAAACAAAUGCAAUCUGCUUGGAAUGAAGCUAUACAAAACCUCGAACUCAACGACAGUCGAAUUCAAUUCGAUUUGGCACUGCGAAAUGGGGAGGAAUGCAAAACCAUGAAGUGGAUUGCUAAUGUUUCAGCCGACAUGCUAGCCCGUACCACAAACACUUUGAAACAGUGGCACAGUCCGGCUUUUGACAAGUCUAAUAAAAUUGCAAAUCCGCCAACAAAUUGCCUAAAAAUUCGUCAAAUGUUUGAACCACUCGAGGCGAACAAUCCGAAUUUGAAGACUAUAAUUCAGGAUGCAAUUUUGGAGAAAGUCGGUCCAAAGUGUAAAAUCUACGAUAUCCAAUUGGAUAAGCAGAGUUGUUGUGUUUAUGUUCGUUGUGCUACCGAACAUGAUGCCGGGAUAGUUCAUAAUGAAAUCAAUGGAUGGUGGUUUGAUAAACGUUUGGUUUCUAUUAAAUUUUUGCGGCUACAACGCUACCUCAGUCGAUUCCCGAAAUCAGCAUCGGGACCGAUGUGCCUUCAUCCGUCGAAUGCAAAUAAUUCGUCAAUGACGCAGUGUUCGAAGGAUUUUGCGGGAGUUGUCAAUGGUGUUAAUGAUGAGGAAGAUGAUGACGAUGAUGAUGAUGAGAUGGAUGAGGAGGAGAAUUGAAAAGAAGAGGGGAGACAAAAUACCAACAAACAAACAGCUAAAUUAGUUAAGCGUUUUACUUAAAUUAACUCUUUUUUUUUUCUAAGAAAAUGUUUUUUUUUUUGUAUUUUUUUUUUGUU
Episyrphus balteatus (marmalade hoverfly) is the source of this 3517-nucleotide messenger RNA. RefSeq names its product inner nuclear membrane protein Man1 (gene MAN1). Bases 975 to 3398 code for a protein of 807 amino acids. Gene Ontology annotation, biological process: nuclear envelope organization; negative regulation of BMP signaling pathway. The record is from RefSeq and is a predicted model, not a curated record. Gene Ontology annotation, cellular component: nuclear inner membrane. Gene Ontology annotation, molecular function: chromatin DNA binding. NCBI's taxonomy places the organism in Eukaryota, Metazoa, Arthropoda, Insecta, Diptera, Syrphidae. The transcript is spliced from 2 exons.